AUGCUCAGGCGCCCUCGCCUCGUCGUUCUGGAUGAAGCUACCAGCGCCUUGCCGCUACCUGCAGAGCGAAUUGUCUACCAGCAGCUGCUCAGAAGCAAUGACUGUGCGCAGUUGUCCAUGUUUUGGCAUGGCGGUGCCAUACUUGUCUCCGGAGACGCCACUUUGGCGGAGCCACUGCCAUCAUUUUCAAGUUGUAGACGAAUGGCGUGCUGCGCAUGUCUCGCAGAAGUCCAGAAGCCACCGACCUUGCAGGCGUGCAGCUGGCAACAACGACAACGACAGCGGCAACAACAACACCAGCAAAAGCACAAGCAAGAGCAACAGCAACAGCACGAGCAAGAGCAAGAGCAAGAGCAAAAGCAACAGCAACAAAAAACUGAAGAAGAAGAAGAAGAGGAGGAAGAAGAAGAGGAGUAA
Molecule: messenger RNA, 417 nt
Organism: Effrenium voratum
Lineage: Eukaryota; Dinophyceae; Suessiales; Symbiodiniaceae
Source: the annotation of a GenBank genome assembly